UAAUUUUUUAAAAAUAAUGAUUAAAACCCUAAUAAUUGAUGAGACAUCAGUCUUUCACUUUGUCUUGGUGGACAAUCGGCGACUGUGUGUCGCAGUGGUUUCUCACAGUCUCUCUUCUCCUUCUCCGGCUGUAAGUUUUAACACAAUAUAUUCUCUUUUGAUGUUUUCAAUCAAUAACUCUAAAUAAAAUGCAACUUUAUCGGAUUACUGUAUACACAGUUACUACUAGAGUGUGAUUUUUGAAAUUUAUGUACUUUGUCUUAACUUACUAGUGGUUGUUAAUGGGGUGUGUAAGGUGUUCUUGAAAAUAUGAUUUGGUUUUUGUAAACAUCUUACUGGUACUGCUACUGCUUCGAUUGGAGGUUUUCAUUUACAUGUUUAACUUUUGAAUUUGCGAUAUUAAUUAUUUUAAACAUUAGAGAUUAUGGUGCAAACAUUUUAAAAUCUCAUCAGCCCCUCUCUCUCUAUCGCAUUCUCUCUCCCACUUCAUCCCUCUUUGCCGCCCAGCGAUUUGACGACGAAAUAGACGACAGCAUCUUCUCCCCUACUCGCUGACGACGACGGCCAUCUCUUCCCUAAGUCACCGACGGCAUCUUCACCAGCGACGGAAGCUACACAGCUCCUCCCUCCUCAACGACGACACAUCUUCUCCCUCACGAACGACAACAACUCAGGUGAGAAUGGCUGGAGUUCGAGAAAUCACGACUUCAGAAUUCUUGCAAGGAAUACAUAAGCAAAAUCUUGUUUUUCAUUGUAAUUCGCGAGUGCCAAGGUCAAAUCCUCUAUGGGGCAUGAUUUUGCGCCCUAGAAGAGGAAUUCCAUUGAAUUUGAGGUGUCGCGCUCAGGCAAAGCCCAAAGCUGUGGUUUCUGAUGGCUUGGGUAGUCCGACAACUGAGCAAUCCACAAUCAAGCCUGGUGCUGGAGUUGUACAUUUUUAUCGGGUGCCACUGAUCCAGGAUAGCGCUACAUCUGAGCUUCUCAAGUCUUUUCAAACUAAAGUCUCAACUCAAAUUGUUGGUUUAAAAACAGAACAGUGUUUCAACAUUGGGCUUCAGUCAGAACUUUCAAUCGAUAAGUUAUCCGUUCUUAAUUGGCUUCUUCAGGAGACUUAUGAGCCUGAGAAUUUGGGGGUUGAGAGUUUUCUUGAGAAGAAAAGGCAGGAAGGGUUGAGUAUGGUUAUUAUUGAGGUUGGUCCUCGGUUAUCAUUUACAACAGCAUGGUCUUCAAAUGCUGUAUCAAUUUGUCAAGCUUGUGGUUUAACAGAGGUGAAUCGAUUGGAACGCUCGAGGAGAUACUUGGUGUAUAGCAAAGGUCCGUUGCAGGAGCCUCAGAUCAAUGAGGUAGCUGCAAUGGUUCAUGAUAGGAUGACUGAGUGUGUUUAUUCUCAAAAGCUUACAUCUUUUGAGACGAUUGUGGUUCCAGAGGAGGUCCGCUAUGUACCUGUCAUGGAGAAUGGUCGAAAAGCAUUGGAGGAAAUUAAUCAACAAAUGGGUUUAGCGUUUGAUGAGCAAGAUCUCCAAUAUUACACUAGGCUUUUUAGAGAGGAAAUCAAGCGUAAUCCAACGACAGUUGAACUAUUUGAUAUUGCACAAUCUAACAGUGAGCAUAGCAGGCAUUGGUUUUUCACUGGUAAAAUGGUUAUAGAUGGAAAGCCGAUGGAUAGGACACUAAUGCAGAUUGUGAAGAGCACUUUGCAAGCAAAUCCAAACAAUUCUGUAAUUGGGUUCAAGGAUAACUCGAGUGCAAUCAAGGGGUUUCCAGUUAAGCAUUUGAGACCAGUUCGUCCUGGUUCAACAUGUCCAUUAGAGUCAGCUCUUCGAGAUCUUGACGUGUUGUUCACUGCUGAAACACACAAUUUUCCUUGUGCAGUGGCACCUUACCCUGGUGCAGAAACGGGUGCAGGUGGACGUAUAAGGGACACACAUGCCACUGGGAGAGGGUCUUUUGUUGUUGCCUCAACAGCUGGUUACUGUGUUGGCAAUCUCAAUAUGGAGGGUUCAUAUGCUCCUUGGGAAGAUCCUUCUUUCACCUAUCCAUCUAAUUUGGCGUCACCUUUGCAGAUUCUUAUUGAUGCUAGUAAUGGUGCAUCUGACUAUGGCAAUAAGUUCGGAGAGCCAUUGAUUCAGGGCUACACGAGAACUUUUGGAAUGCGACUUCCAAGUGGGGAAAGACGGGAAUGGCUAAAGCCUAUUAUGUUUAGUGCAGGCAUUGGGCAAAUUGAUCACACCCACAUAUCAAAAGGCGAGCCCGACAUUGGUAUGCUGGUUGUGAAAAUUGGAGGCCCAGCUUAUCGUAUUGGUAUGGGAGGUGGGGCUGCAUCUAGUAUGGUUAGUGGACAAAAUGAUGCAGAGCUUGAUUUUAAUGCUGUACAACGUGGAGAUGCAGAGAUGGCACAAAAAUUGUAUCGUGUUGUUCGUGCUUGCAUUGAGAUGGGGGAGAAUAACCCAAUCAUUAGUAUUCACGAUCAAGGAGCUGGUGGAAAUUGUAAUGUUGUCAAGGAAAUCAUUUAUCCAAAGGGUGCUGAGAUUGAUAUCCGGGCAAUUGUAGUUGGUGACCACACAAUGUCGGUGUUGGAGAUAUGGGGUGCUGAAUAUCAAGAGCAAGAUGCAAUUUUGGUGAAACCUGAAAGUCGUGACCUUCUACAGUUGAUUUGUCAAAGAGAAAGGGUUUCUAUGGCUGUUCUUGGAACCAUUAAUGGCGAGGGUCGGGUUGUUCUAGUUGAUAGUGCAGCUAUUGAAAAAUGCCAAUCAAGUGGACUUCCUAAGCCUCCACCUGCUGUGGAUUUGGAGUUGGAUAAAGUACUUGGUGACAUGCCACAGAAGACCUUUGAAUUCCAUCGGGUCGUCGAUGCACGAAAGCCACUUGAUAUUGCUCCUGGGAUAACUGUCAUGGACGCUCUCAAGAGGGUAUUAAGACUUCCAUCUGUUUGUUCAAAGCGUUUCUUGACUACUAAGGUGGACAGGUGUGUAACAGGGCUUGUAGCCCAGCAACAAACUGUAGGACCCCUACAAAUUACACUUGCUGAUGUUGCAGUUAUUGCUCAAACCUAUAAUGACUUUACCGGAGGUGCAUGUGCUAUUGGGGAGCAACCAAUCAAAGGUUUGCUAGAUCCAAAAGCAAUGGCAAGAUUGGCUGUUGGAGAAGCACUCACUAAUCUUGUUUGGGCGAAGGUGACUUCUCUGGCUGACAUUAAAGCAAGUGGAAAUUGGAUGUAUGCUGCCAAACUUGAUGGGGAAGGGGCUGCAAUGUAUGAUGCUGCUAAUGCUCUCUCGGAAGCUAUGAUUGAUCUUGGAAUAGCUAUUGAUGGGGGGAAGGACAGUCUUUCAAUGGCUGCCCAUGCCAGAGGUGAAGUUGUUAAGGCUCCUGGAAACCUUGUGAUUAGCGUCUAUGUCACUUGUCCUGACAUAACAAAAACAGUUACCCCAGAUUUGAAGUUAGGAGAUGAUGGUGUGAUACUUCAUAUUGAUUUGGCCAAGGGAAAGCGUCGUUUGGGUGGAUCGGCACUUGCUCAAGUUUUUGACCAAGUUGGGGAUGAUUGUCCUGAUCUCGAUGACGUCCCAUAUUUUAAAAGAGUUUUUGAGUGCACUCAAACACUUCUUGAUGAUGAGUUCAUCUCUGCUGGUCAUGACAUUAGUGAUGGUGGAUUACUGACAUGUGCUCUAGAGAUGGCAUUUUCUGGGAAUUGUGGUGUUGUGUUAGAUUUGAAUUCACAUGGGAAGAGCCUUUUCCAAACAAUUUUUGCUGAAGAACUUGGUCUCAUUAUUGAGGUAAGUAAACAAAACUUGGAUAUUGUGAUGGAGAAGCUAACUAGCAAAGGUAUAUCUGCCAACAUUGUUGGACAAGUAAGUUCCGAACCCACAAUUGAAUUGAAGGUUGAUGGAGCGACUCAUUUGAAGGAGAAAACCUCUUUCCUUAGGGAUAUGUGGGAAGAAACCAGUUUUGAGUUGGAAAGCUUACAGAGAUUGGCUUCUUGUGUUGAUCAAGAGAAAGAGGGGUUGAAAGUUAGGCAUGAACCCUCAUGGAACUUGUCCUUCACUCCUUCCUUCACAGAUGAGAAGUAUAUGAGCGCCACAUCAAAACCAAAGGUGGCUGUAAUUCGAGAAGAAGGGAGCAAUGGAGAUAGAGAAAUGUCUGCAGCUUUUUAUGCUUCUGGUUUUGAGCCAUGGGAUGUGACUAUGUCAGACCUUUUAAAUGGGUCAAUCUCACUGGAUGAUUUCAGAGGAGUGGUAUUUGUUGGUGGUUUCAGUUACGCCGAUGUCCUUGACUCGGCAAAAGGAUGGGCUGCAUCAAUAAGAUUCAAUCAGCCCCUUCUAAAUCAAUUUCAGGAGUUCUAUAAGCGGCCAGACACAUUUAGUCUUGGCAUUUGUAAUGGCUGUCAGCUUAUGGCUCUAUUGGGAUGGAUUCCAGGUCCCCAAGUUGGCGGUGUUCAUGGUCUUGGUGGGGAUCCAUCACAGCCAAGGUUCAUUCACAAUGAAUCUGGACGAUUUGAGUGUCGGUUCACUAGUGUGAUAAUUAGAGACUCACCAGCUGUUAUGUUUAAAGGAAUGGAGGGUAGUACAUUGGGGGUGUGGGCUGCUCAUGGUGAGGGAAGAGCAUACUUCCCUGAUGAUGGCGUUUUUGAUAGAGUGCUUCAUUCCAAUUUGGCCCCAGUAAGAUACUGUGAUGAUGAUGGGAGUGAGACCGAGCAAUAUCCAUUUAAUAUGAAUGGCUCUCCUUUAGGAGUUGCUGCUAUUUGUUCACCAGAUGGGAGACAUCUUGCUAUGAUGCCUCAUCCCGAGCGUUGUUUCCUAAUGUGGCAGUACCCAUGGUAUCCAAAGCACUGGAAUGUGGACAAGAAGGGUCCAAGUCCCUGGUUGAAAAUGUUCCAAAAUGCCAGGGAUUGGUGUUCUUGAGAGCAGAAACGUUGCCCAGUGGUUGGAGUAGCUCAGUUUCUUUAUUGCUGUUGGGCAGGGGAUUUGGCAGGGACUAUUAUUUUAUCGAUUUGCCUCCAAAAGAACUACAGUAUUGAAGUUAUGUUAACAUGUUUUUGGUGAUUUUUCAUAUUGACUAGUGUAAACUUAUAACAGUUUUUAUGAUAGAUUUUUAGGAGGAUUAAAAAAGUGACAUAAUUCUGAGAUGUUAUCUUGAGCUGCGGGUAAGUCAAUAAAUGAGAAUGUGUAUCUAAAUAUGCCUGAUUGAAAUGCCUUUUCUUGUCUA
Messenger RNA from Cannabis sativa, 5196 nucleotides. RefSeq names its product probable phosphoribosylformylglycinamidine synthase, chloroplastic/mitochondrial. The transcript is spliced from 5 exons. The record is from RefSeq and is a predicted model, not a curated record. Gene Ontology annotation, molecular function: phosphoribosylformylglycinamidine synthase activity. Lineage: Eukaryota; Viridiplantae; Streptophyta; Magnoliopsida; Rosales; Cannabaceae. Gene Ontology annotation, biological process: 'de novo' IMP biosynthetic process. The coding region runs from base 681 to 4892 and encodes 1403 amino acids.